AUGAAUCUCACCGACCUACCGCGAAUCUUCCUGCUGUCCACCAAACUAGAUCCUGAAGAACUUCACCAACUCGAAGAACGAAUUCCGACAUUGACAUAUGACAUCAACGAGGCCGAGAUCGUGAUUGGGAAGAUUUCGCAGCCAAGUCGCGCCGAGUUUGAACUGAGAAGAGCAAAACUCAACUUCGUAUCUUUAGGACAAGCGCAUAUUAGCAGAGAUGAGCCUUCAAUUACGGAUGUGACGAAAGGUUCUGAUGGUGGCCCUGAUCCUAAGCGGAGAAGAGUGACAGGGAAUGCUGCGGGCAGACAUGACAUAGUCAAGGUUGCCAAGUUGGCAUGGCUCCUGGACUCGUGGGAAAGGAAAAAACUACUGCCUAUAGACCAAUACUUGGUUUGCCAGGUCAGUAGGGCAUCAGCGCGCGAGGCAACACCUGAAUCCGUCCCUGUACUCGGAUCUGAAUCUGAACACACAUUGCCAGCUGGUUCUACUUCUCCAGCAACCAGUAUUUUAGAACGUGCUCUUGCUGAACAGAAAGCUCAACCUACAAAUACUUCACCAAAAAACCGUAAUAAACGGCGCCACGAUGCCUCGACAACGUUGUCGCAAAACACGCCGAGCUUGCUUCACCAAACAACAUCGGAACACGAUAUCGUCUUACCUAUGAUGCCGGAUUUCUUGAGAACGAUAUAUUCCUGCGAGCGGCCUACAUACAAGGUUCCACCAAAUGAAACCUUUGUCAAGCUUCUGACAGAAAUAAGAACGAUUCGCCAACUUCGAGAGGAUGAUGUUGGCGUGAGGGCUUACUCUACAUCGAUUGCUUCAGUAGCAUCCUACCCAUACCCGCUAAAGAACCCCCAAGAAGUCGCGCGGCUGCCAGGAUGCGGCAAUAGGAUUGCGGAACUCUGGCAUCACUGGAAGGAGACAGGAGAGUCGGCAGAAGUACGCGAAGCCAACGCAGACCCCAAGAUCUCUGUUCUCAAGGUCUUCUACGACAUAUGGGGAGUGGGAGCGGCCACUGCUCGCGAGUUCUACCAAAAAGGAUGGCGAGAUCUGGAUGAUCUGGUCGAAUUUGGAUGGAACACCCUGAGUCGCUCACAGCAGAUUGGUGUAAAAUAUUACAAUGAAUUCCUGCUGGGUAUUCCUCAAGACGAGGUUGUCUCUAUCGGCGCUACCAUUCUGAAGAAUGCGCGCAUGAUUGACCCAGGAUUCGAGAUGGUUAUUGUUGGAGGUCACAGACGAGGGAAGCAGCAAUCGGGCGAUGUUGACGUUGUCUUGAGCCACCGAGACGAGAGCAAGACACUCGGCGUAAUAUCGAAGAUUGUCGUGAUCCUUGAACAGGCCCAUCUGGUCACGCAUACACUUGUACUGUCAACCCACAACAGUGAGCGAGGACAGCGCCCUGUAUCGUGGAAGGGACAGACCUCGAGCAGCUCGGGUUUCGACACACUCGAUAAGGCACUGGUGGUUUGGAAAGACCCAAAUCAAGAAGAUGCACCGCAUCGGCGAGUGGACAUCAUCAUCAGUCCGUGGAAAACAGUUGGUUGCGCAGUGCUGGGCUGGAGCGGCGGAACGACAUUCCAGAGGGAUCUUCGACAAUACUGCAAGUAUGUCAAGGGAUACAAAUUCGACAGUAGUGGAAUCCGACGUAGGGCUGACGGCAGAUGGGUGGACCUUGAGGGCACCUCAGCCGACAAUCCGGCCCCCGAUAUGGAGACAGCAGAACGGAGGGUUUUUGGAGGACUUGGUCUGCCGUGGCGGCCACCAGAAGCAAGAUGUACUGGUUGA
Fusarium venenatum is the source of this 1785-nucleotide messenger RNA. RefSeq lists its product as uncharacterized. The record is from RefSeq and is a predicted model, not a curated record. Gene Ontology annotation, biological process: double-strand break repair via nonhomologous end joining. Gene Ontology annotation, cellular component: nucleus. Gene Ontology annotation, molecular function: DNA binding; DNA-directed DNA polymerase activity. NCBI's taxonomy places the organism in Eukaryota, Fungi, Ascomycota, Sordariomycetes, Hypocreales, Nectriaceae.